Molecule: messenger RNA, 1312 nt
Organism: Rhodamnia argentea
Lineage: Eukaryota; Viridiplantae; Streptophyta; Magnoliopsida; Myrtales; Myrtaceae
Exons: 4
Coding region: 326-1312 (328 amino acids)
Cellular component (GO): plasma membrane
Molecular function (GO): electron transfer activity
Source: RefSeq, a predicted model, not a curated record
GUCGUAUAAUUACUUGAAUUAGUCUUAAGCAUUCCAUGCGUCAUUCCUCAAAUUUUGGUACAUUAUUUUGUCCGUUCUUAAUUUUUAUAUUCACCUAUUGAAUCAGCUUGGCCGUCUUGAGCCGGAUUGCAUUUUAUUGACUCAUGUUGACAUCGGUCCCAACUUGAUUCUAUUAAUAGCCCGAGAGCCGAGUCUCUUCAUUGCAAGCCUAAUAGCACCCACGUCGAAAUCUCUACAACCUCAAGAAAAUUUCGCAAGUGUUUCUUUGCCUUCUCUCUUUUUCGCCCUCGGAAGCUUAAAAGAGCAUUAUUAAGUUUUUCCAGUCAUGGCAUCGUCCAUUAUCUUCAUGACCCUAGCUUUAGUUGCAGCAAUUGUUCCUGUAUCCGUGAUGGGCACUGAGUUCAUGGUUGGAGAUGACAAGGGCUGGACCCUCAACUUCGACUACCAAGCCUGGGCCGAGGGGAAGCAGUUCUACGUCGGCGACAAGCUCGUUUUCAAGUAUCCGGGGGGCGCCCACAAUGUCUUGAAAGUCAACGGGACUGGCUUCCAAGAGUGCGUGGCGCCGGCGGGCACCGUGGCUCUGACCACCGGGAACGACGUCAUUACCCUUUUGACCCCAGGGAGAAAGUGGUACAUCUGCGGCGUCGGCAAGCAUUGUGCGUCUGGCAACAUGAAGCUAGUCAUAACCGUGCUGCCAAAAAUGGAGUCGCCAGAGCCAGAGCCAGCGCCCGCGCCUGCAGCAGCUGAAGCCUCGGCUGCCGGAGGAAGUAUUGUGCCCCGAUAUUACGCCUCAAUCAUGGCUGUCCUCGGCGUGAUUGCCACUGUUAUGUUCCUUUGUCUUCUUCUUUUUUUUCCAACCAUGGCAUCGUCCAUUAUCUUCGUGACCUUAGCUUUACUUGCAGCAUUUGGUCCUGCAACAGUGAUGGGCAUUGAGUUCAUGGUUGGAGAUGACAGGGGCUGGACCCUCAACUUCGACUACCAAGCCUGGGCCGAGGGGAAGCAGUUCUACGUCGGCGACAAGCUCGUCUUCAUGUAUCCGCAGGGAGCGCACAACGUCUUGAAAGUCAACGGGACCGGUUUCCAACAGUGCGCGGCGCCGGCGGGCACCGUGGCUCUGACCACUGGGAGUGACGUCAUUCCCCUUUUGACCCCUGGGAGAAAGUGGUACAUAUGCGGCAUCGGCAACCAUUGUGCGGCCGGCAACAUGAAGCUUGUGAUAACCGUGCUACCAAAAACGGACUCGCCCACGCCCACGCACGCGCCCGCCCCUGCGCCUGUGCCUGCGCCCGCACCAGCAGCAGCCAAGUGCUAG